Messenger RNA from Aplosporella prunicola CBS 121167, 560 nucleotides. RefSeq lists its product as uncharacterized. The transcript has a single exon. Bases 103 to 390 code for a protein of 95 amino acids. Lineage: Eukaryota; Fungi; Ascomycota; Dothideomycetes; Botryosphaeriales; Aplosporellaceae. The record is from RefSeq and is a predicted model, not a curated record.
GUCUUCGUGGCACGGUGCCGUGGGCCGCCUGAUGAGCUGCGUCACCCCCGUGGACGACGGUGCAGGAGGCCUUGAGCCCGUCUACGAAGCCAUCAUGCCACCAUGCCUUCCUUCUUUUUGGGCACCCGGCUAGAGAACCGGUUUCCUGCGUCUUCGAGCUGUCGAGCGAGAAUGCUAGAGAGAACAUCCCUGUAUCCUUUCUCCCGAAAAUGCAAGCCAAAGUCUAGUUGGUAUCAGUAUGUAUUGCGUGUUGUUGUGUUGGUCGUUCUACCCUUAACGUCGUGCAAAUCGUUUCCAUCCGUGCUCCUGACCAGGCAGGAGCUCAAUAGUCAGAACAAAGGAGAUGAGAAGCGAAUGAAAGACCAGCGACUUUGUCCGAAAGACAACUAGAUACACAGGAGUGUAGUAAAAAGAGAUCCCAGAAAUAAAUAACCCCUCAUUAGAUCCGUCAAUUCGUUGCUUGUGUGACGAAAACACCAAGUCAAGAAACAAAGGGGAAAGCAAAUGCCGUACACCGUAGACUAAGCCCAAGUCCUAUGUUCCAGAGGACUUUCCCGGCU